Gallus gallus (chicken) is the source of this 11104-nucleotide messenger RNA. RefSeq names its product cryptochrome circadian regulator 1 (gene CRY1). Gene Ontology annotation, cellular component: cytoplasm; nucleus. The transcript has 14 exons. Gene Ontology annotation, biological process: circadian regulation of gene expression; entrainment of circadian clock by photoperiod; negative regulation of DNA-templated transcription. Lineage: Eukaryota; Metazoa; Chordata; Aves; Galliformes; Phasianidae. Gene Ontology annotation, molecular function: FAD binding; DNA binding. The coding region runs from base 8679 to 10430 and encodes 583 amino acids. The record is from RefSeq and is a predicted model, not a curated record.
GGGAGUGCAUCCGGGGCGCCGACACCGUGCGCUGCGUCUACAUCCUGGACCCCUGGUUCGCCGGCUCCUCCAACGUGGGCAUCAACCGCUGGCGGUGAGUGGGGACCGGCCCCGGGCGGGGAGCGCCGGGCGGCCGUGCCGGGAGACGGCGCGGGUUGGCCCCGCGUUGCGCGGCGCCGCGCGGGGCGAGGGACGCUCCGUGAGCGCCAUAUAAGGAGCGGGUAACGGGGCUGCCCCCGUGGGGCGCUCCCGGCAUCGCUCGGCGGCUGCAGCCCCGCGCGCGGGCGGUGACCGCGGGGCCGGGCGCCACCCGUCCCGUCGGGAGCGCGGCGCGGGGCUGAGCGCUGCCCCGUACCGAGCGGGAGCGGCGUGACGGCCGUGCGCCACGUCAUGAGCCGGGGACGGACCUGGGGUGGUCCGGUGCUCGGUUCCGCUUGGUUCUCCUCGAGGAUGGUUUCUUUCGGACCCCGUGACUUCUGUCGCUUUGGAUUCGACUUGUGGUCCUGUCUCUGGUUUUUAGGGGAUAGAAAUACUAAGGUUUCUGACGCUAACCUUUCCUGGAUGGACACUUCACUUCCACUGACAACAAUAAGGCUCAUAGCAUUCAAUAAUAACUGUAGUUAUCAUUUAUUCCAUAUCCGAGGUCCAUUACGUGUUUCUCUCACAGUGGCUUUUUAUUUUGUUUGUUUGCUUUGAAGGGAAUAACUCCUUUUGCAUAAUGAGCCCUAAAGCUCAGCAGUGCUGAUCUAUAUGGACAAAGUAUGGUCGGUGCUUAAGUUUUAAAAGAAUCCAGGCAAUGGGAACAGGCCUGAGUGCUAAGGAAAUCACAUGUCUUAGGAAUACUUCAUAGGUUUCUGAUGUGUUUUGCAACUGAAAUACUACAUAACGCCAGGCCAUUGCGUUGUGUUCUCUGAGCCAUGAAUGGUUGGCAGGUAUGAACUUGGAUUCCAGCAAAAGGAAGCUCAUGUCUGUAGUGCUACAGCCCUGGCUCUUCAAUGGCCAUUGAAGAUGAACUUCAGCUAGUACAGUCCUUGAGUACAUUGGUGUAAAAUACUUUAUCUGCUUUGACUAUGGUGUUUACUUUAGCACAGUUCUUGAUGCUCUAAAGGACGGUCCCUACACUGCAUUUUGCUUUUGAAGGAAGUUAUCUUUUUCAGUUGAUGGUUCGAGGCUUUGUUUUUCUUUGGUUUGGGUUUUCCGGAAGAGGGAGAUUUUUCUAUUUUUUCUUCUUUUUUGGAGAGGAGCCCUCCCCACCACCACUCCUUUCCCUGUAACAACAGAGGCCUACAGAAGGAGGGUGAGUUCUGACUCUGCUAUCCCAAGCACUUCAGACAGCCUCCUGGGACUUGUAUACCUCAGGGCAUGUGCUGUACAUCACUUUGACUAGAAGAUCUCCCUACCUUCAUAGCCCAGUUUUGUAAGCCCAUUUUUUCCCCCCAAGUUUGAAGAAAUGCAUCAAUUUUUGUAGAGUAGGUGAUUGACAGAGCCUUGUUUGUUAGAAUGAGCUCCGUAAAAUCAUAUUUAAAUGAACACUUAGUAGUUUGGAAUGGGUCCAUUUUAGGUUCCAGUGGUUUUAAUGAGCUAUUUUUAACUGAUGGUAAUGCACACUCUCAUAGCAUGCAUACCCAAGACUUAUGAUGCAGUUUUUUGGCUUGCCAGUCUCCUUCAGCACUUGUAACUGAUAACCAAACACCUUAUCUCCUUGGUCACUGGAUGACCGUUAGCAAGAUACUUGCUUGCAUGUCUGUGCAGUAGGGUGUUGCAUUAGUCAAAAAUGCAUAUUGUUUGAGAUUAGAAGCAGAAACCCUUCAGCAUUUGGAAAAUGAGUCAGAUUUAAUCUUUUGCUGUAGAUUUACCCUGAUCUUUCCUUGGUUUGGGUAGGUUUACACCAAGAGUUUGUUAUGCUGAGUUUAUGGUUCCAGUGACCUGAGCAAAACUCUUGUCUAUUGGAGGUUGAAGUAUGACUAACAGUGAACGUGAGGAAAAUGGUGUAAAAACACCAGAAAAACAGGAGGUUUAUCUUCUUGUUGGAAACAGUAUUGUUACUCUGCAGGCUGGUGAAUAAAAACGAACAGUUACGGUUCGUUUUGCAAAUGUGUUUUAAAUCUUGCAACCUUGAAUACAUGGGUAUUUCUGAUGAACUUUUCUCUUUAAACAGUCAUGUAACACUCAUGAACUAAUAUUUUUGUGUAACUGCACUAUUGAGCAAGCCUAAUUACCAAGCAGUCACAUGGCCUUACUGACCUCCUUUCUCCUGGCAUGCAGCCUACCUGUUCUAAAAUCAUGAAUGCUAUGUAACAGACACGAGGGCCUUCAUCAGCUUGUUUCAUUUUUCUGGUUCUCUUCAGUUUCUUAUUAUUGUUCAUUCUCCUGGGCUGUUAAAUAAAUCAUGACAGUGUACUUCCAUUGAGACAUGCUUUUCCUGUGUAAUGAGUUCUCCUGUGUUGUUCACAGAUAAAGGCUUGCACGAGAGUGGUUACCCAGUACGAGGAAGAAGGCAAUGGAGAAAUGCUAGGGGUAAACGCCAAAUAGAAAACUGCUCAGACUUUGAUAACUGCCCUAAAACUUCUGGCACCAGACAUAGUGUGCAUCUAAUUGUGCCUACAGAACAGGCAAAGAGUGGAACUUACAUACUCAAACAAGUAACCAUUACCUACUUAAGAAAAAAUGUGCUGGCAUGUUCUCACAGACUUUUCCGUAUUAAGGAGAGUGGAAUCUUGUGUGAGCGACAUGAUUUAGGGGAGGGUUUCUUUAGCCCUAGUUUUGUACAGAAUGGCCCUUGAUCAAAAUAUGACAAAAGAAAUGCAAACAUUCCGUUAGUUGCUGGAUAAGGGUUUACUCUGGCUAAUUAUUUACUUGUUUUAGUUUGGUUCUUUUGAGUCUGCGUGUAUGUUUUUGAUAUGGUAGUUGAUUUUACAAGAUGGAUAAUGUAAUCUUGCCAAUCCUUGAACUUCCCUUUUUAAUCAUUCCUGGAGAUGAUAACUUUCUUUUUAUGAAUAAGAAAUAAGGUGUUCCAUAUAUCUAGUAGGCUUCUGUGGGAAUAUCGAUGCAUUCAGCAUCUUGCUAGGUUUGUUGCUGUUGUGCCAGGUAGUCCUGUUGAUUUAGGAGGAGGAAGAGGUGUGAUCUUUUUUUUUUUUUGAUGCUCAUACCUGGAAGCGUAUUAAAAACUAAAGACCAAAGCAAACCUUUAAUUUCCAGGACAUUCACUGCAAUUCGUGGGAAUUGAAGAUUGCUUUGAAAAUUUAAAACUUGAGCAUCUUUUUGAAGCAUCGAUUCACUUUUGCUGUUCUUGACGUCUGGUUUGAGAAUACGCCUAUAGUUUCAGGUCAUGAAGGAAGUGGUUUGCCCUCUGGAUGCUCCCUGACAGUUUCAGCAGGUACACAAAAACUAACUCCCUUUCCCACACCGGGCACUUCACCGUAUUUAACAAAUAAUAAUACACAGUUUUUGCCUAUCUGAAUUAAAGACAGAGUGCAGUUUAAUACCGAAAUCAUUCAAAAUGAUUUUAUUGGCAGUUUUUUUCCUACCACCCUCACAUAGAAUUAACAGGCUUGAUUCAGUGAAUGUCCCUCUGUUAUCAUGGUCUAAUGCUUAAGAUUGAAAUCUCUUUGACUUAUGAAGUACUGAACAUCAAGCCAGUCAUCUGAAGUAUAUACAUAGAUGACAAGACUUGUGGUCCUUCAGAUACGAAGCUAGACAUGCAUCCGCCUUGGGAGAAAUGUUAGUUUAUAUAUAUUCAGUAGAUAUCUUGGGGUUCCUUUUAUGUGAGCCCAUCUCAGCUGCUAUAGCUCAUGUGUAUGAGGUCCUCGGGUGAAGCUGGGUUUUCGUACUGUGUUGCAGACAUACCUGUCGUGCCAUUCAACGGGUUGCAUCAGUACCCAUUCAGUGCGUAACCUGCAGAACUUUUGUUCAGCCAGCCCUCUAAAUUGAGGGUGAUUAAUCUGUAAAUGUCUAAGUCUGUUAUUUAGGAGUAGUAACUUGCUUUUAGAGGUCACUCGCUCAGGUUAGAGUGUUGCGGUACAUCCUGUUAGAUUGGGGAAACCUUCUGCCUCCUAUCCAUAAGUUGCCCGCCUGCCCUCUUUCCCAGAAGGGUACACCUACCCUAAAAAUGCCCACAGUGCAGUGAUUCCCUCUGUAGUUUACAAUGUUAUACGAUCCAGUCCUGUAAUUUGCAAAGUACGUCACUGAGCCGUGCUGACGUAUGUCCUCGCAGCUUUAAUCCCGCACUGCUGAUGAAAGGCCCGGUUCCACCCUCUCGUGAUACUGCCCUCUGGUGAAUCAGGUUAGCUCAUUGGUCUGUCGAGGACAGCUUAAUGUCUGGUUUUGGUAGGAUUAGAUUGUGCCACGACAAGCUGGUGGUGGUGGUAGCCAUGGAGAGGCAGGAGUGGGUGGGUGGGACAGGUGCCCUCCUUCCGUGGCUCAGUUGCGGAUGGAGAUGACCGUGUAGCUGUAGCCUGUGACGUCUGUGCGUGGUAACCACUGGGUGGUUUUCGGGAGGUGAUUAUUGGCUUCUUCUGUGGUUUCUCCAUUUGUUGACACCCUUUGAAGUUUUAUUGUUGAAAAUAAGUACUGGCUUUCUUACUGUGUGAGGAGAAAGGCCCAAAUUAUUUCUUAUCAUGCUGUCAGAAGGUGAGAAAUAACUCAGCUGGCUGAGAAAUUACCCUAUGCUUGCCUGUUUCUCGUGGUGAAUAGCUUUGUAUCACCAGAUUCUGUAACGUAACUGUUAUUAAAGCAGGAGACAAGUCUGUGCUGGUUGCUCUGGGGAGAGCGGGUGGUACUGCAAACCAAAUCUUACAUAAAGUGCUCAAUACGUUGUUUUUCUGGUUGGUGGUUUUAGGCCAGAACAAUUCCAGUCAGCCUUUAUACAAUGUGCUUGGUGGCUGCCAGAAGGAUCUUGCAGGAAUCUGAUUCCUCAAGUAAAGCAGUUUUGGAGACCCGGUUUUAUACCGUGGAUUUGCUGGUUUAAGGGCUGCAAGAGAAGGUCCGGGUAAAUUAUUCUUGAUACGUAAGAGGAGCGCAUGGACUUUGUGACUGAGAUCAAGGCAGAUGUGCUCUAAAAACAGGUCGAUAGGGUUCCUUGUCUUCUUUGGGACUAGAAUAUUUUUUCCUGUCUUAUUGUACUGAAGUAUCAAUAAACUGCAUUCUUUACUUGAUUGGGGGAGGUAAUCCGUCUGUAGCCUGUGCUGCUAUGUCCUCUGGUCAUGGAAAGGAGAGGGUGACAAACCCUACACAAAUGCUAUCUAUGCAGACAGCUUUUUUAUGCAAUCAAGAAUGCAGAUCUGUUUUUAACUGAUCAACAUGUGUCAGUAUCAAUGAAUUCUGCGUCGCUUCUUGAAAAUGAAUGUAUAUUUUGUCCUUCUCUUUAAUUUACAUGUAAGAAAGUGUAUUUCCCUCCACCUUGUGAAAAAUGUCUCAAAUGCUACAAAUAGCAGAUACUCUUGAAACAUAUUUCAUUAUGCGAAUAUUGCAGGAGAGCUGUUCGCGUUGUGCCACCUGAACUGUUUCAUUUAUGACAGCUAAUCUACAGAAUGAAAGCCUUAUUUUCAAGGAAAGUGGCUCUCUUCCAUACCCACUCAGUUCCUGGCAGGCUUUCAGGUCAGUUAUAUAACGAGAGAUAGGAGGAAGGUCAAGCUGCUGGUGAAGUCAGCCGUUUUUUUCAGUGUAGAAGUGGCACUGAGGUCUGUAAUGUAUUAAUCUGUAUACUGAAAGAAACCCUUCACUUCAGGGCUUCUUGUGAUUCUAGUGUUCCCAUAGCAAAAUCAAAAGGCAAAAGUCAGUUUAAGCCUGGAUUGGUUGUGUAAGCCAUGCGGAGUUUGUGGCUUUGUGUUUUAUAGGCUUAGUAUGUUGCAGAUUUGAUAGCAGUUCCUGUGGUUACAUCUGGAGAGGACUUGAUUAGCGUGGUAUGAACCUGUAGGGUAUUUUGGUGGAAUACACUUCAAGUUUUCACAACUUUAAAUGUGGAGCAUGGUUAGUUCAUGUGCUUCCAUGUACUUGUGGCUUUCAGGUUCUUUGCAAUCUAGGACAACGGGUGAACUAUAAUUGCAAUGUUCUUCUGACCCCAAAGCCUCCAUAUAUUUUUCAGGUCACCUUUAAGCAGUUGCUUCCACUACUUUAGAGUUUAAUGUGCAUGUGCCUAUUGCUUUUCACAGGGAUAAAGGUAUAGUCAAGGAUAGUGCAGAAAGGACCAGGGAAAAUAGGUCAAUAUUGCAGAGUUCUGUUUUGAGUGUGUACAUGGAGACAACUGCAGCAAAAGUCUGUGUAUACUUUUGGAGCAGUCCGGAGCACACUAAUUGCUAAUGCUUUAAACAAAAUGGUCACUUUAUAAGUGUUGUUGGAGACAGUGCUGAGCUGCAGUCGACAUAACUUACAAAAAUAUGCAUUUUGUUUCCUGAAUUGUGGGCUGAGAUCUUUUUUUCUUUUUAAUUUGCAUUAGUGUUCGAAAGGACUGAAUGUCUACAUUGACUGUCUUGAGUAGGAAAUAGGGAUUUCAUAGUAUGGCUUCAGAAAGCAGUUCGGGUAUCAAAACUGCCUGUCAUAAUUUCUUGAAAAGUGCUAACACAACAGAUUUGUUGCUGUGGGAUGGAACUUGUUCAAAGUACCAAAGAGGGAAGGGACUUUGUCAGUUGAACAUUGAUCUGGAUAGUAACUAUUCCCGCAGAUCUAAUUUCUGAAGUGACGAGCGUGUCAUGUUUGCACCUGAGCCUUUGAGUUCUGCACUGCUUCUUCCUGUAACUGAAGUGAGGGCCUGCUUUGAAAACUUCCAUUGCCUUCAUGUUCCUUGAUUUGCUCUCCUGCUCAGUCACGUACAUCUUGCGGUGUGAAUUUGUAUGCUUCUGACUGUUGCAUGGCCACGAAAAGGGAAAGCUGCAAAGUUCUUGUGCUGUGGGUUUGAUUCCUCCCAGGAUACAAAGUGCUGUCCUUUACAAAUGAAAACCAGAAAUGUUGGGUGGGUGGAAAAAAAAAAUUGGAAGCUCAAACACGGAAGCUGUAAAGCAUGAAUGUGGAUUGUUAUUGAUUCUUUGCUAACAGAGAGGAAAUACCUAUGACAUGAGCUGCUUAGAAACAACUCUUGUUAUGAAUACUUGGAUUUUUCUGUUAUCUUUUUCAUCAUGCUUGCACUUGAAAAGUUUGCUUAGUAACUAUGUUGGUUGUAACCUGCUGUAUUUUAUAGCUUGUGGAGCUAGGUGCUAUGUCAAGGUAACAUCAUACAGCUUGGGUUCUGUAAGUGUGCAAGUGCUAGAAGGAACUCCUGACCAUGUGAUGUCUCUUUCCCAAGCGUGGAACCUAUGGUCUGGGAAAGGUGUCGAUUCUUUUUCCAGUAAAGAGCCUAUGCAUGCCAGCAGUUGCAGAACUUUUUUAUCUUAAUGCAGAUACCAAUGAUGUGCUUACCUUGUAGAAUCGUAGAAUGGCCUGGGUUGGAAAGGACCACAAUGAUCAUUGAGUUUUAACCCCUCUGCUUAUGUGUAGGUAAAGGAUAAACUACUGAGUGUCUUGUGUUGAAAUAGCAGGCCUGAGGAGGGCUACCAGUGGUGAGAAGUAGUACUGGUUUUAUGUAAAAUGAGCGAGCAAGUUGAUUUGCAAGGAGGUUGCACAAUUAUUACAGCAAAUCCAAGAAAGCUCUGAAAUUAGCUCCAGAUUGCCCUUAGCUGCAAUUAUGAGAAGGGCAGAAGAGGGAUCAAAAGAAAAGAAGUGAGGGGGCAGCCAUUAUCAGAAAAAAACAAGUACAUUGAUAGGUAACUCUUUCAUGUAGGCUGCUUCAUGCCUUGCAUAGUGUGUCAGUCACAGUUCUGCUAUGUGCUGCGCCACCAUGACAAGUUUAUCUGAGUUUUGCAACGUCUGCAGUUCUGAAGUACAGGAGGAAUGUUCAAAGAACUGUGGGACUCCAACUCAUAGAGCAGCUGACCUUAAAAAUAGCUUAUAUUUGUUCUCCAGUACGUGGGAUGAAUUGAAGAAUGGAGAAAAAUCUUUGCGGUGUUCUAUUGUGAGUUUCCUCUGAGCUGAAGGUUUGAUUUUUUUUGCUAAUAAAUCCCAUGGUAUCAAGGGAUCUUUUUUCUUUCCCUCUUCUCACAUUUCACGUUUUUAGAAAUAAACAAAUGACAUUUUCUAGGGGCAUAUUUAUGUCUAGUUGGGUUUCAGCGACUGUGUCUUAAAACUGUCUUAAAUAUACAAAGAGAUAACGCAGCUUUUAGCAGAGAUGGAUGGCUAUUGUUUUCCUUAUUGCUCUCGUGGGAGAGGCAUGACCAUAAAUUGGAAACUUGAGAUGUGCUUUUAAAAUAAAAUAUUCUAAAGAAGAAUUUUUGUUGUCCAAGUUUCAAAGGGGUCUUUGGAUGGAGGUGAGAGGUUGUAUUUUGGGUUUGUUUCUCAUGAAUACUUGUUGGGUGACAUUCAUGAAAUCUCCACCAUACUUUUUUUAACUGCCAGCUCUGAGACUUGUUAGUUUGCCAAAGAAAUGUUCUUCAGUUCUGCAUGUACUGACAGACUUACCAGAGUUCUGUGUUUCUUCUAUAGGAGACAGCGCAACAGACCUUGCAGUUUUGGCACUGGAGGUCAGGCUUUCAAACUGAGCAGCAUUACUAGUGAUCGGAUGCUGCUCUUGCAGCAACAACCUUUCUGUUUCUUCAAUCAUUUUACAUUUUUAUCUUCUGGUACAUCCUUCUUCCAGAAUCCUAUCUUUGCAGAUGCUCUGGCUGCUGUUGUACUGCUCAUCCUGUGUGCUGGUAAAGUUUCUGCUUCAGUGUCUUGAGGAUCUUGAUGCCAAUCUACGGAAACUGAAUUCACGUUUGUUUGUUAUUCGUGGACAGCCAGCAGAUGUUUUCCCCAGGCUUUUUAAGGAAUGGAGCAUUGCAAAACUCUCUAUUGAAUAUGAUUCUGAACCAUUUGGGAAGGAGAGAGAUGCAGCAAUUAAGAAGCUGGCUAGUGAAGCUGGAGUGGAGGUCAUCGUUCGAAUUUCUCACACAUUAUAUGACCUAGACAAAAUAAUAGAAUUAAAUGGAGGACAGCCACCUCUUACUUACAAGCGAUUCCAGACUCUAAUUAGUAGGAUGGAACCACUGGAGAUGCCAGUGGAGACUAUAACCCCAGAGGUAAUGCAGAAAUGUACCACUCCUGUCUCUGAUGACCAUGAUGAGAAAUACGGUGUCCCGUCGCUUGAAGAGCUAGGUUUUGACACAGAUGGUCUGCCUUCUGCAGUAUGGCCUGGGGGAGAAACAGAAGCUCUCACACGACUGGAAAGGCAUCUAGAACGAAAGGCUUGGGUAGCAAACUUUGAAAGACCACGAAUGAACGCCAAUUCCCUUCUGGCAAGCCCUACAGGGCUUAGUCCCUACCUCCGCUUUGGCUGUUUGUCCUGUCGACUCUUUUAUUUCAAGUUAACGGACCUGUACAAAAAGGUAAAAAAGAACAGCUCCCCUCCCCUCUCCCUCUAUGGCCAGCUGUUAUGGCGUGAAUUUUUCUACACAGCAGCAACUAACAAUCCACGGUUUGAUAAAAUGGAGGGGAAUCCUAUCUGUGUUCAAAUUCCAUGGGAUAAGAAUCCUGAGGCUUUGGCCAAAUGGGCAGAAGGCAGGACAGGUUUUCCUUGGAUUGAUGCAAUUAUGACGCAGCUUCGUCAAGAAGGCUGGAUUCACCACUUAGCUCGGCAUGCUGUGGCAUGCUUUUUGACUCGAGGUGACCUCUGGAUUAGCUGGGAAGAAGGAAUGAAGGUCUUUGAAGAGCUCUUACUUGAUGCAGAUUGGAGUGUGAAUGCUGGAAGCUGGAUGUGGCUAUCCUGUAGUUCCUUCUUUCAGCAGUUUUUUCACUGCUACUGUCCAGUGGGUUUUGGCAGAAGAACUGACCCAAAUGGAGAUUACAUCAGACGUUACUUGCCUGUACUUAGAGGUUUCCCUGCAAAAUACAUCUAUGAUCCUUGGAAUGCCCCAGAGAGUGUCCAGAAGGCUGCAAAAUGUGUUAUAGGAGUUAACUAUCCCAAACCAAUGGUAAACCAUGCGGAAGCAAGCCGUCUGAAUAUUGAGAGGAUGAAACAAAUCUACCAGCAGCUUUCACGAUACAGAGGACUGGGUCUUCUUGCAACAGUGCCUUCUAAUCCAAAUGGAAAUGGAAAUGGUGGCCUAAUGAGCUUUUCACCAGGAGAAAGCAUUUCUGGUUGCAGCAGUGCAGGAGGAGCUCAGCUGGGAACUGGUGAUGGUCAGACAGUUGGCGUUCAGACAUGUGCCCUGGGAGACUCUCAUACAGGAGGAAGUGGAGUUCAGCAGCAAGGUUACUGUCAAGCAAGUAGUAUCUUACGCUACGCUCAUGGAGACAAUCAGCAAUCACACUUAAUGCAACCAGGAAGAGCAUCUCUUGGUACUGGCAUUAGCGCCGGGAAACGCCCAAAUCCAGAAGAAGAAACUCAAAGUGUUGGGCCGAAAGUCCAGCGGCAGAGCACAAAUUAAACUGCAUUAUUAGAAGAGGAGAUACCACUUAACACCCGGGACAAAGUUUCUGCUACUCCCUAUUGGAACUGAAGAGUUGUGAGAGUACUCGUAAUAAAGUAACAUGCUUUUUCAUAAAUUAUUUUCAAUUGUUCUCAGUUGUUGUAAAGUCCAAUUUUUGGAGCGCAUUAUUUCUAACUGGCAUUUCUAUGGUUUUUAACUUUUUAAUGACUCUUUCACAAAGGACAAAUUGAGUUUUGUAUAUAAAGUAUUUGGUGAAGUAUUUGCUAACUUAAUGUAAAUAUGAGCGUUCAUCAUUAGCAUAGACCCAUUGAUAUAUUUUUGAUAAUCUUUCAUGUCUAUGGUAUUAGAAAGAGCUGUAGUGAUGUUCUGUAAAAUGAAUGGACAUAGAAAGCUUUGAAGUUUUUAAACUGCCAUUAUUUUUAGAUUCCAGAAUUUGACUUCUAUAUGAUCAACUUCAUAUUUUCAUAAUGUAAGUGAUUAGGACUGUGUUUAAUCAAAUACAGUAGAGUUGUAAUCUUUAUUAAUCGCACCUGUAUAUAAGUCAUAUGCCAAUUUUUUGUCAGGUUGUAAAAUUUUGAUGUAUAUGUCCAGUCCUUGUAUUUCUCAGUUGCCUUGUUCAGUAAUGACAUACAUUGUUAAUAAAAAAGAAAAACUGUAUGUAUGGAUACAAA